CAAUGUUUACUUUUAGUUACGUCCUAUUGUCUGUGAUAAUGAGGCUGAAAGCAGACAUGCUGUGAGUUUGCUCAUCCUACGUAAGGCCGAAAGAAACAAUCGGUAGUUUGUCUAGAGAAAGGAAAGAACUGGCUGAAGGGAACGUUGAAGUGUGGAACUGCCAAGAAAAUUCACUGCGAAGUGAGCUAGGCAGCUAACCGUACUGCCAGGGCUGGCCUGAAGGAUUUCAUUCAGACAUCAAGAGCUGAGCCGAACUGCAACCAGGUUGAUGUGUCUGGUUAGUUCUACAUGGCCUUGACUGCUUUUAUUGCCAUGGAGACAUCCAUGUGUCCCAGUCCUGCUCAUCAGAACGGAGAGGUCCUGGGGCCCAAACAGCCCCUCUCCGGCCCCCACGUCUUAAAGAUCCGCCUGUACCAUCACAGCCAGAGCACGGAUGAGCCGCCCCCUCUCACCUACCCCUCUGGAGACUAUGUCGCUGAGGAGCUCUGCAUAGAUGCUGCCAAAGAGUGUGGUGUGAGCCCUUUGUACCUCAGUCUCUUUGGGCUAAUGAGGGAGAGUGACCGGACGUGGUACCCGCCCAAUCACAUUUUCAAACUGGACCAGUCGACCAAUGAGAACCUUCUUUUCAGAAUGAGGUUUUAUUUUCCAGGAUGGUACAGUACAGGUUCAAGUGGUGUGUGUCGGUAUGGUGUGAGCAAAGGUUCUGAGACUCCUGUGUUAGAUGAUGCUGCCAUGGGAUACCUCUUUGCCCAGUGGAGGAGUGAUUUUGUGAGCGGGUAUGUGAAUGUUACCAUCACGUCCCGUGAAGUGCAGGAGGAGUGUUUAGGAAUGGCUGUUCUGGACAUGAUGAGAAUCGCCAAGGAAACGGGACAGUCACCUCUUGACAUCUACAAUGACAGCAGCUAUAAGACGUUUCUUCCAAAGGGAAUGCGUGCUCACAUCCAGGAUUACCACUUUGUCACACGGAAGCGGAUUCGUUACCGAUUCCGGAAGUUCAUCCAGCAAUUCAGUCACUGCAGAGCUACGGCCCGUGACCUUAAACUCAAGUACCUCAUGAACCUGGAGACGCUUCAGCCAGAAUUCUACUCGGAACGAUUCCAGGUCACCGAGCAUUCGGGAGAGGAGGGUACCAUUAUCAUCACUGGCAACAAAGGAAUCCAGUAUGAAAAGAAGGACAGAGAAGGCAACAUCAAAGUGCAGGUGUACUGUGAUUUUCCUGAGGUGAUUGAUAUCAGUAUUAAACAGGCCAGUAAAGAUGGGUCCAAUGAGAGUCGCAUCGUCACCAUUAACCGUCAGGAUAGUCAGACACUGGAGGUUGAGUUUCGUUCUCUAAUGGAGGCUCAGUCUUUCGUAUCUCUGAUAGACGGCUAUUACAGGUUAACAGCAGAUGCUCAUCAUUACGUGUGUAAAGAGGUGGCGCCCCCUCGGCUGCUGGAGGCCAUUCAGAGCUACUGCCAUGGACCAGUCUCGAUGGAGUUUGCCAUCAACCGUUUACGUCGCCAUGGGAACCAAAAAGGCCUGUAUAUCCUGCGCUGUAGCCCUAAAGACUACAACAAAUACUUCCUGUCUUUUGUCGUGGGGUGUGACGGGCGGAUGGAGUAUAAGCACUGUCAGAUAGUGAAGACUGUGAAUGGGGAGUUUGUGUUGAGCGGAGCAAAGCGCAGUUUCGGGAGUCUGCGCGAUCUUCUCCACCGCUACCAGAAGGAGGCGCUGCGAUCAGAUGGACAUAUCUUCCAGUUCAUCAAGUGCUGCCCCCCCAAGAGCAAAGACAAGUCAAAUCUGUUGGUGUGCAGAGGGAAUCAGGGCUCUGAGAUGGCGCUGUCACCCUCACUCUCCAGACACAGCAUUAGUCAGAUGGUCUUCCACAAGAUCCGUCAGGAGGACCUCGAAAUGAAUGAGAGUUUAGGUCAAGGGACGUUUACGAAGAUUUUCCGAGGUGUGCGGACAGAGGUGGGGGACUACGGCAAGGUUCACAAAAUGGAAGUCAUCAUCAAAGUUCUGGAUAAAUCUCAUCGCAAUUAUUCCGAGUCAUUCUUUGAGGCAGCGAGUAUGAUGAGUCAGUUGUCUCACAGGCAUCUGCUGUUGAACUAUGGCGUGUGUGUCUGUGCAGAGGAGAAUAUAAUGGUGCAGGAGUAUGCAAAGUUUGGGUCACUGGACACAUACCUGAAGAAGAACAGAAACUCUGUCAACAUCACCUGGAAACUGGAGGUGGCCAAACAGCUUGCCUGGGCCUUGCACUACCUGGAGGAUAAGAAUUUGAUCCAUGGGAAUGUGUGUGCCAAAAACGUGCUGUUGAUCAGAGAAGAGGACAGGAAAAACCCUCCUUUCAUUAAACUGAGUGACCCUGGAAUCAGCAUCACUGUACUGCCCAGAGAGAUCCUGAUGGAGCGCAUUCCCUGGGUAGCACCAGAGUGUAUUGAGAACAGUAAGCAUCUGAGUUUGGCAGCAGAUAAGUGGAGUUUUGGCACCACACUAUGGGAGAUUUGCAGUGGGGGUGAGAGACCCCUCAGCACCUAUGACUCCUCAAAGAAACACCUGUUCUAUGUGGACAGGCACCAGCUCCCUGCUCCUAAAUGGACUGAGUUGGCCAAUCUCAUCAACAGCUGUAUGGACUAUGAGCCACUCCACAGACCCUCAUUUAGAGCUGUCAUCAGAGACCUCAACAGCCUCUUCACGCCUGAUUACGAGUUGUUGACAGAGAGUGACAUGGUUCCUAACCGUGCUCGUGGAUUUGGGUUCGGAGGGGCGUUUGAGAGUCAGGAGCCGGCCCAGUUUGAGGAGAGACAUCUGAUCUUCCUGCAGCAGCUGGGCAAGGGUAAUUUUGGGAGUGUGGAGAAAUGUAGGUACGACCCUCUGCAGGAUAACACAGGGGAGGUAGUGGCCGUGAAGAAACUCCAGCACAGCAGUGCAGAGCACAUGAGAGAUUUCGAACGCGAGAUUGAGAUCCUCAAAUCUCUGCAGCACGAGAACAUCGUGAAGUACAAAGGCGUCUGCUACAGCCCUGGUCGGAAUAAUCUGAGACUGAUCAUGGAGUAUCUCCCGUUUGGUAGUCUGAGAGAUUACCUCUCUAAAAAUAAAGAUCGUUUUGACCACAAGAAGCUCCUGCUCUACGCCUCCCAGAUCUGCAAGGGGAUGGAUUAUCUUGGGACCAAACGAUACAUUCACAGAGACUUGGCCACUCGCAACAUUCUGGUGGAGAGUGAGUUCAGAGUGAAGAUUGGAGACUUUGGACUGACGAAGGUUUUGCCACAGGAUAAAGAAUACUACACAGUGCGGGAACCUGGAGAGAGCCCUAUAUUCUGGUAUGCCCCAGAGUCUCUGAGGGAAAGCAAGUUCUUGGUGGCGUCAGAUGUGUGGAGUUUUGGAGUGGUUCUGUAUGAGUUAUUCACCUACAGUGACAAAAACUACAGUCCUCCCGCGGUGUUUAUGGGGGAGAUUGGCAAUGAUAAGCAGGGCCAGAUGAUUGUGUAUCACCUUAUAGACCUACUCAGACGAGGAUACAGACUGCCUGCUCCUGAUGGCUGUCCCCCAGAGAUUCACCGGCUCAUGUUGCAGUGUUGGAGUAGUGACCCCACACAGAGGCCGUCCUUCACCAGUCUGGGUGAGAAUGUGGAUUUGUACAGAGAAGAUUCGGUGCUCCCUUCACUCAGCCCUGAUACACACAGUCACAGUACAGGGAACUGAAAGCCCCUCUGGCUGCCUGGAUGUGUGCUUACGCUGCAGCCUGAGAUCAGUUAACCAGCGACAGGACAAGAGGACAUAUUCAGAGC
Chanos chanos (milkfish) is the source of this 3770-nucleotide messenger RNA. It is a transcript of the gene jak2a, whose product is annotated as Janus kinase 2a. The transcript is spliced from 24 exons. The record is from RefSeq and is a predicted model, not a curated record. Lineage: Eukaryota; Metazoa; Chordata; Actinopteri; Gonorynchiformes; Chanidae. The coding region runs from base 289 to 3684 and encodes 1131 amino acids. Gene Ontology annotation, molecular function: ATP binding; non-membrane spanning protein tyrosine kinase activity; growth hormone receptor binding. Gene Ontology annotation, biological process: cytokine-mediated signaling pathway; cell differentiation; growth hormone receptor signaling pathway via JAK-STAT. Gene Ontology annotation, cellular component: cytoskeleton; cytosol; membrane.